Messenger RNA from Rhizopus microsporus ATCC 52813, 1286 nucleotides. RefSeq names its product RNI-like protein. Gene Ontology annotation, cellular component: SCF ubiquitin ligase complex. Bases 90 to 1286 code for a protein of 398 amino acids. Gene Ontology annotation, molecular function: protein binding. The record is from RefSeq and is a predicted model, not a curated record. The transcript has a single exon. Gene Ontology annotation, biological process: SCF-dependent proteasomal ubiquitin-dependent protein catabolic process. Lineage: Eukaryota; Fungi; Mucoromycota; Mucoromycetes; Mucorales; Rhizopodaceae.
CUCUGCUAUUCCCUUUAAGCGUAUGAUUUAAAUACCUUUACUCUUUCUUUCUUCUUUUUUUUUACUUUUUACUUUUUACUAUCAUUAUUAUGCAACCUCACUUGGCUUUAUGUUUACCUGAAAUCUUGAAUCAUAUCUUUACAUUUCUAAUACCCACCAACUUACAAGAAGAGACCAAACGAAAACCAUAUUCUGAUAUAUACCCUUGCCUAUUUGUCAAUCGACUUUGGCACGAUAACGCCAGUAGACUGAUCUGGAGAACCGUAUGUUUUGAAGAUACAGAACCAGGAGACUUUGGGACAUUUUUAAAAUUUGCCACCUAUUUUCGAAAAGAUGACGCCUUAUCCCCUUGCCCAAGGCCGUCUCUGUCAUCGUCUUCUGUAUUUGCAUCACUUGCGAUAUCAGACAGUAUAAGCCGUUCCAGCCGGUCAUCAUCCAUAUCGAGCAUUUCAUCUUAUGACAUUGAUACCCCUGACGAUACCAACAUACCAGAGCAACAGGAAAAGAAUGAUCUGACCAUUGAUUCUGAUCGACACACAAGACUUGCCAACUAUCGCAAAUCACUCAGGUCACUCACGAUUCGUAAGAUCAAGCUAAGAUCAUUGAAUGAGCCUCUGACAGCCAUUGGAGAACAAGCGACGCGACUGGAGCAUCUGGACGUAUACAUUUGCGAUUUUUUCACCAAUGCUACUCUUUUAUCAUUCAUCAGACACCAAAGCUUGACGUAUCUAUCACUUGCAGGAUGUCACCUGAUUUCUGAUGAAUCCAUCGUUCAGGUCGCUCAAAACUGUCCUCGACUGGAGCAUUUGGACCUACGUGCGUGUGGACAUGUGUCUGAUCGAUCUAUUACAGCCAUUGCCAUGAACUGCUCUCGACUACGACACUUGAACGUCGGACGGAUCAGAGAUCGUGAAAAGAUCACGAUGGAGUCGAUCGCACUCGUGGCCAAGCAGACACAGGUCUCUGUGCUAGGGCUCGCAGGUUGUGAGAUUGGUGAUGAAUGUAUGCAGAUCAUUGCAAAAUACCGUGCAGCUGGUCUAGAGCGCGUUUCGGUUAACAGCUGCUCAAAAAUAUCCAAUUCGACAAUCCACGCAUUGAUUCGACAUUGUCCAAACCUGACUGUGUUUGAGAUGAAAGAAUGUAACCUGAUAGACGAUUGGGGAGCAGUUGCUGAAUUGGUUCAUCGAAAGGUUUUGCUUACUCUAUGUGAGGCUCAAACGAAGGCCUGUCAUGUUUGGGCAAAUACACAUGGAAAAUCACUCGAUCUGAAAGCACCACAGAAAUAA